Molecule: messenger RNA, 1611 nt
Organism: Schistosoma turkestanicum
Lineage: Eukaryota; Metazoa; Platyhelminthes; Trematoda; Strigeidida; Schistosomatidae
Source: the annotation of a GenBank genome assembly
AUGGAAUCAUGUGUAGCCGCGAUAAUUUACUCGGUUCAUUCGAAAAAUUCUGUGUUUCAGAAAAUGCGGGUUAGAUCCUUGAAAAUGGAUCGAGAUAGAGUUGAUGCUUUUGAUAAGCUAACGUUAUUCUCUUGUAAUGAGGACCCGUCUCUGUCAUGGUCUACUAAAGGCUCUUUUCAUGCAGAAAGAUGGAUUCCUGUAACUCCACAUGCAGCCAGUGGUUUUCUUAUUUCUGACUGUAAUUCAUCAAUGAAUUCUACAUUGUCUGUUGAUUUAGAAUUAGAAACUGAUUCUGUUUCCGAAACAUGUUCCGUCUCAUUUACUUUACAUCCAGAUUACCAAAAUGACCAGGGUCUACUUUGCCUUCCAGUUUCUUCUGUUAGCGGUAUUUUGGAUGAAAUUUACCUGUACUAUCUGUUUAUAUUUGGCUACACACCACUUCGUACGGAUCACAGAACACCGCUGUAUUUACAUCUCAAUUCAGUCAAAUCGUCUGUAGAUCAAAAUCCAGCCUCCAAACCUAUUAUAGUUGGUCAUGCUGGUGCCGGUGUAAAACGUGCGCACUAUGGCAAAGGGCUUGAAUGGCCUGAAAAUACAAUAUGUGCCUUUAGACGUGCUGAGCAACUUGGAGUUACAAUGGUAGAGUGUGAUGCCGGCAUUACAAAAGAUUCCGAAAUUGUUUUACACCAUAACUUCACACUAGGAGUUUGUGAGCAACCGAGAAAAUGUGAAAACGAUCCACCAACCUUCAUUUUAGAACAUGAACCUGACGGCGCAGUAAAUGAAAAUAGCACAGAUUUGAUUGUGAACUAUCGAUUAUCUGAAAUUCGUAACCUUUUGAGAAAGGUUAAUAAAACAUUUGGUUAUACAAACAUUACCCGGAGCCAGUAUCCUAGUCCUUUAACAAUGGGUGAUCCUAUGCCAAAUAUUCAUGGUAAUGAGGCUGAACCAGUACCAUUAUUAAAAGAUGUAUUUUAUCAAACUUCCACCAAUCUCAGCUUCAACGUGGAGCUAAAGUAUCCCGUAGAAACGCCAUAUAAUCUAAUCACUAAAGAAUUGGUUAAACAUAAUUCUGUCGAAUCUUCACUACCAACACCGUCCUCAUAUUUCUGCAAAAUCAACAAAUUCUGUGAUACAAUAUUAGAUGUUAUAUGGUCAAACGCCGGACCAAGAUAUGUUAUCCUGUCUUCAUUUAAUCCUGACGUAUGCUUGGCACUGCGAUUAAAGCAAUCUUUUUUACCAGUUCUGUUUAUUUCCCGUGGUGGUUAUCCAAGUGAUAAUGAACACAGAUCAGAUCCUCGACAUCACAAUAUAUUCUCUGCAGCAAGUUGGGCACAUAUAAUGAAUUUGCAUGGAGUUGUUACAGUGGGUUAUCAUUUCGGUUCAACACACGAUGUGGACGAUGACCAGGUCAAAUCUCUUGUAGCAGAUUUGGAGAGUAAAAAAUUAUCCUGUUUUGUGUACGGUGAUGGUGUAUCCGAAAUGAGUUUUUACAGAAAAGCAUCUCAGCUUAAUUUGACCGGAGUAAUAGUUGAUCGAUUAGAUGAAUUUAUGAACAUUUUUUAUGAACAGUACGGAACAAACAUGCAGUCGAAAUCUCCAAACCCUUAA